AUGACUUUAACAGAAUCAACCCAGAUCUUACAAUCUCCUUUAAUCCUUAUGGCAUCUAGCCAAGAGAAGGAUAUAGCAAGGGAGGAAGGGCCCACUGCACCUAAUGAGGUGGUGAACAAUGCUGCUGAGAUUGACCUCAAUCAAGAUGAGGCAAUGGCUGACCUUGAGUUGGAUGAUAUUGAGAACUUCGAUCUGGACCUUAGAGAUGAGCAUAACCAUGGUAAAGCUGAGAACCAUGGUGAAGAUGAGAACCAUGGUGAAGUUGACAGCCUUGGGGAAGAGGAUAACACCGGUGGAAAGGAGGCCACUAGUGAUGAAAAUGACUUCACUGAGUGUGAAGGCAUGACUUAUCCUAUCUCCGAGGAGAUUGUCCAACUCCAGGCUAAAGCUCGCGUUACUGCACCCACUCGUGCAUUGGACGAGGUGGCCCGCAGGGUAGUGUAUGGUGAUAAGAAGCAGGCGCAGGGACCAUUUGGGUGGCCGGAGUUCUGCACCGUGCUGAAAGAUGCAUUCAUGGUCAAGAAGUCCAACAUCGAACUGCGCGGACGCCUUGAGAGUAUCAAGUGUCAUGACCGUUCGGUGCAGAAAUAUGCGGUCGAGUUUGAGGCCGCAGUACGCUCGCUCCAGAAGCCCUUGUCUGAGGAGGAGAUGAUGCACGUCUUCAUGAAAGGCCUCCCUGUCAACCUGCGCGGCCUGGGCCCCCGGGGGCGGGCCGCGGCGAGCCCCCUUCCCGGCGCGGCCCCGGGCCCCGCCGGAGGCCCCAACGCGGCCCCGGCCUCUGCUGGUGGCAGCAAACGCGCCCCCCUCCCCGGCGCGGCCCCGGCCCCAAGGGCGGGCCGCGGAUGCGCCCCCCUUUCCGGCGCGGCCCCGGCCCCCGCGGGCGGGCGGCGGUCGCGCCCCCCUCCCGGGCGCGGCCCCGGCCCCCGCGGGCGGGCGGCGGCCACGCCCCCCUCUCCGGCGCCGCCCCGGACUCGGCCCUCGCAGGCAGGGGGCGGCCGCGCCCCCCUCCCCGGCGCGGCCCCGGCCCCGGCCCCUGCCUCCGCGGGCGGGCGGCGGCCGCGCCCCCCUCCCCGGCGCGGCCCCGGCCCCGGCCCCGGCCUCCGCGGGCGGGCGGCGGCCGCGCCCCCCCUCCCCGGCGCGGCCCCGGUCCCGGCCCCGGCCUCCGCGGGCGGGCGGCGGCCGCGCCCCCCUCCCCGGCGCGGCCCCGGCCCCGGCCCCGGCCUCCGCGGGCGGGCGGCGGCCGCGCCCCCCUCCCCGGCGCGGCCCCGGCCCCGGCCCCUGCCUCCGCGGGCGGGCGGCGGCCGCGCCCCCCCUCCCCGGCGCGGCCCCGGCCCCGGCCCCGGCCUCCGCGGGCGGGCGGCGGCCGCGCCCCCCUCCCCGGCGCGGCCCCGGCCCCGGCCCCGGCCUCCGCGGGCGGGCGGCGGCCGCGCCCCCCCCCGCCGCCGGCCCCGGCCCCGGCCCCCCGCGGGCGGGCGGCGGCCGCGCCCCCCUCCCCGGCGCGGCCCCGGCCCCGGCCCCGGCCUCCGCGGGCGGGCGGCGGCCGCGCCCCCCUCCCCGGCGCGGCCCCGGCCCCGGCCCCGGCCUCCGCGGGCGGGCGGCGGCCGCGCCCCCCUCCCCGGCGCGGCCCCGGCCCCGGCCCCGGCCUCCGCGGGCGGGCGGCGGCCGCGCCCCCCUCCCCGGCGCGGCCCCGGCCCCGGCCCCGGCCUCCGCGGGCGGGCGGCGGCCGCGCCCCCCUCCCCGGCGCGGCCCCGGCCCCGGCCCCGGCCUCCGCGGGCGGGCGGCGGCCGCGCCCCCCUCCCCGGCGCGGCCCCGGCCCCGGCCCCGGCCUCCGCGGGCGGGCGGCGGCCGCGCCCCCCUCCCCGGCGCGGCCCCGGCCCCGGCCCCGGCCUCCGCGGGCGGGCGGCGGCCGCGCCCCCCUCCCCGGCGCGGCCCCGGCCCCGGCCCCGGCCUCCGCGGGCGGGCGGCGGCCGCGCCCCCCUCCCCGGCGCGGCCCCGGCCCCGGCCCCGGCCUCCGCGGGCGGGCGGCGGCCGCGCCCCCCUCCCCGGCGCGGCCCCGGCCCCGGCCCCGGCCUCCGCGGGCGGGCGGCGGCCGCGCCCCCCUCCCCGGCGCGGCCCCGGCCCCGGCCCCGGCCUCCGCGGGCGGGCGGCGGCCGCGCCCCCCUCCCCGGCGCGGCCCCGGCCCCGGCCCCGGCCUCCGCGGGCGGGCGGCGGCCGCGCCCCCCUCCCCGGCGCGGCCCCGGCCCCGGCCCCGGCCUCCGCGGGCGGGCGGCGGCCGCGCCCCCCUCCCCGGCGCGGCCCCGGCCCCGGCCCCGGCCUCCGCGGGCGGGCGGCGGCCGCGCCCCCCCUCCCCGGCGCGGCCCCGGCCCCGGCCCCGGCCUCCGCGGGCGGGCGGCGGCCGCGCCCCCCCUCCCCGGCGCGGCCCCGGCCCCGGCCCCGGCCUCCGCGGGCGGGCGGCGGCCGCGCCCCCCUCCCCGGCGCGGCCCCGGCCCCGGCCCCGGCCUCCGCGGGCGGGCGGCGGCCGCGCCCCCCUCCCCGGCGCGGCCCCGGCCCCGGCCCCGGCCUCCGCGGGCGGGCGGCGGCCGCGCCCCCCCUCCCCGGCGCGGCCCCGGCCCCGGCCCCGGCCUCCGCGGGCGGGCGGCGGCCGCGCCCCCCUCCCCGGCGCGGCCCCGGCCCCGGCCCCGGCCUCCGCGGGCGGGCGGCGGCCGCGCCCCCCUCCCCGGCGCGGCCCCGGCCCCGGCCCCGGCCUCCGCGGGCGGGCGGCGGCCGCGCCCCCCUCCCCGGCGCGGCCCCGGCCCCGGCCCCGGCCUCCGCGGGCGGGCGGCGGCCGCGCCCCCCUCCCCGGCGCGGCCCCGGCCCCGGCCCCGGCCUCCGCGGGCGGGCGGCGGCCGCGCCCCCCUCCCCGGCGCGGCCCCGGCCCCGGCCCCGGCCUCCGCGGGCGGGCGGCGGCCGCGCCCCCCUCCCCGGCGCGGCCCCGGCCCCGGCCCCGGCCUCCGCGGGCGGGCGGCGGCCGCGCCCCCCUCCCCGGCGCGGCCCCGGCCCCGGCCCCGGCCUCCGCGGGCGGGCGGCGGCCGCGCCCCCCUCCCCGGCGCGGCCCCGGCCCCGGCCCCGGCCUCCGCGGGCGGGCGGCGGCCGCGCCCCCCUCCCCGGCGCGGCCCCGGCCCCGGCCCCGGCCUCCGCGGGCGGGCGGCGGCCGCGCCCCCCUCCCCGGCGCGGCCCCGGCCCCGGCCCCGGCCUCCGCGGGCGGGCGGCGGCCGCGCCCCCCUCCCCGGCGCGGCCCCGGCCCCGGCCCCGGCCUCCGCGGGCGGGCGGCGGCCGCGCCCCCCUCCCCGGCGCGGCCCCGGCCCCGGCCCCGGCCUCCGCGGGCGGGCGGCGGCCGCGCCCCCCUCCCCGGCGCGGCCCCGGCCCCGGCCCCGGCCUCCGCGGGCGGGCGGCGGCCGCGCCCCCCUCCCCGGCGCGGCCCCCGGCCCCGGCCCCGGCCUCCGCGGGCGGGCGGCGGCCGCGCCCCCCUCCCCGGCGCGGCCCCGGCCCCGGCCCCGGCCUCCGCGGGCGGGCGGCGGCCGCGCCCCCCUCCCCGGCGCGGCCCCGGCCCCGGCCCCGGCCUCCGCGGGCGGGCGGCGGCCGCGCCCCCCUCCCCGGCGCGGCCCCGGCCCCGGCCCCGGCCUCCGCGGGCGGGCGGCGGCCGCGCCCCCCCUCCCCGGCGCGGCCCCGGCCCCGGCCCCGGCCUCCGCGGGCGGGCGGCGGCCGCGCCCCCCUCCCCGGCGCGGCCCCGGCCCCGGCCCCGGCCUCCGCGGGCGGGCGGCGGCCGCGCCCCCCUCCCCGGCGCGGCCCCGGCCCCGGCCCCGGCCUCCGCGGGCGGGCGGCGGCCGCGCCCCCCUCCCCGGCGCGGCCCCGGCCCCGGCCCCGGCCUCCGCGGGCGGGCGGCGGCCGCGCCCCCCUCCCCGGCGCGGCCCCGGCCCCGGCCCCGGCCUCCGCGGGCGGGCGGCGGCCGCGCCCCCCUCCCCGGCGCGGCCCCGGCCCCGGCCCCGGCCUCCGCGGGCGGGCGGCGGCCGCGCCCCCCUCCCCGGCGCGGCCCCGGCCCCGGCCCCGGCCUCCGCGGGCGGGCGGCGGCCGCGCCCCCCUCCCCGGCGCGGCCCCGGCCCCGGCCCCGGCCUCCGCGGGCGGGCGGCGGCCGCGCCCCCCUCCCCGGCGCGGCCCCGGCCCCGGCCCCGGCCUCCGCGGGCGGGCGGCGGCCGCGCCCCCCUCCCCGGCGCGGCCCCGGCCCCGGCCCCGGCCUCCGCGGGCGGGCGGCGGCCGCGCCCCCCUCCCCGGCGCGGCCCCGGCCCCGGCCCCGGCCUCCGCGGGCGGGCGGCGGCCGCGCCCCCCUCCCCGGCGCGGCCCCGGCCCCGGCCCCGGCCUCCGCGGGCGGGCGGCGGCCGCGCCCCCCUCCCCGGCGCGGCCCCGGCCCCGGCCCCGGCCUCCGCGGGCGGGCGGCGGCCGCGCCCCCCUCCCCGGCGCGGCCCCGGCCCCGGCCCCGGCCUCCGCGGGCGGGCGGCGGCCGCGCCCCCCUCCCCGGCGCGGCCCCGGCCCCGGCCCCGGCCUCCGCGGGCGGGCGGCGGCCGCGCCCCCCUCCCCGGCGCGGCCCCGGCCCCGGCCCCGGCCUCCGCGGGCGGGCGGCGGCCGCGCCCCCCUCCCCGGCGCGGCCCCGGCCCCGGCCCCGGCCUCCGCGGGCGGGCGGCGGCCGCGCCCCCCUCCCCGGCGCGGCCCCGGCCCCGGCCCCGGCCUCCGCGGGCGGGCGGCGGCCGCGCCCCCCUCCCCGGCGCGGCCCCGGCCCCGGCCCCGGCCUCCGCGGGCGGGCGGCGGCCGCGCCCCCCUCCCCGGCGCGGCCCCGGCCCCGGCCCCGGCCUCCGCGGGCGGGCGGCGGCCGCGCCCCCCUCCCCGGCGCGGCCCCGGCCCCGGCCCCGGCCUCCGCGGGCGGGCGGCGGCCGCGCCCCCCUCCCCGGCGCGGCCCCGGCCCCGGCCCCGGCCUCCGCGGGCGGGCGGCGGCCGCGCCCCCCUCCCCGGCGCGGCCCCGGCCCCGGCCCCGGCCUCCGCGGGCGGGCGGCGGCCGCGCCCCCCUCCCCGGCGCGGCCCCGGCCCCGGCCCCGGCCUCCGCGGGCGGGCGGCGGCCGCGCCCCCCUCCCCGGCGCGGCCCCGGCCCCGGCCCCGGCCUCCGCGGGCGGGCGGCGGCCGCGCCCCCCUCCCCGGCGCGGCCCCGGCCCCGGCCCCGGCCUCCGCGGGCGGGCGGCGGCCGCGCCCCCCUCCCCGGCGCGGCCCCGGCCCCGGCCCCGGCCUCCGCGGGCGGGCGGCGGCCGCGCCCCCCUCCCCGGCGCGGCCCCGGCCCCGGCCCCGGCCUCCGCGGGCGGGCGGCGGCCGCGCCCCCCUCCCCGGCGCGGCCCCGGCCCCGGCCCCGGCCUCCGCGGGCGGGCGGCGGCCGCGCCCCCCUCCCCGGCGCGGCCCCGGCCCCGGCCCCGGCCUCCGCGGGCGGGCGGCGGCCGCGCCCCCCUCCCCGGCGCGGCCCCGGCCCCGGCCCCGGCCUCCGCGGGCGGGCGGCGGCCGCGCCCCCCUCCCCGGCGCGGCCCCGGCCCCGGCCCCGGCCUCCGCGGGCGGGCGGCGGCCGCGCCCCCCUCCCCGGCGCGGCCCCGGCCCCGGCCCCGGCCUCCGCGGGCGGGCGGAGGCCGCGCCCCCCUCCCCGGCGCGGCCCCGGCCCCGGCCUCCGCGGGCGGGCGGCGGCUGCGCCCCCCUCCCCGGCGCGGCCCCGGCCCCGGCCCCGGCCUCCGCGGGCGGGCGGCGGCCGCGCCCCCCUCCCCGGCGCGGCCCCGGCCCCGGCCCCGGCCUCCGCGGGCGGGCGGCGGCCGCGCCCCCCUCCCCGGUGCGGCCCCGGCCCCGGCUCCGGACCCCUGUCAAAAGAUAUAA
Messenger RNA from Closterium sp. NIES-65, 5931 nucleotides. Lineage: Eukaryota; Viridiplantae; Streptophyta; Zygnematophyceae; Desmidiales; Closteriaceae. The record is from the annotation of a GenBank genome assembly.